AUGAACUGGACAAUAGUUGAUGCAAAAGGAUCCGGUGUUUCCCGGGGCGAAGCCAGGAGAGUACAGCUUGUGGAGGCAACAGAUCCCACUGUAAAUCCACCCAUGGGUGUUUCCUGUACUGCCUCCAAUUCGUUGUUGAGCAUGGUGAUUAACGAAUCACUCCGUCUAUAUCCGCCAGCAACUGUUCUACCUCGAAUGGCAUUCGAUGACAUCAAACUGGGGGAUCUCCAUAUCCCGAAAGGACUAUCAAUUUGGAUUCCAGUUCUUGCGAUACAUCACAGUGAAGAAAUAUGGGGCAAAGAUGUAAAUGAAUUCAACCCUGAUCGUUUUGCAUCAAAAUCAUUUGCCCCUGGACGCCAUUUCAUCCCAUUUGCUGCUGGUCCAAGAAAUUGCAUAGGACAAUCUUUUGCCCUGAUGGAAGCCAAGAUUAUAUUAGCCAUGUUAAUAUCAAAAUUCUCCUUCACUAUUUCAGAUAAUUACCGCCAUGCCCCUGUUAUUGUUCUUACAAUAAAACCUAAGUAUGGUGUUCAAAUCUGCUUGAAGUCCUUGAAUCCAUUAAACAUUUCGGUUUGA
This is a messenger RNA of Olea europaea var. sylvestris, 573 nucleotides long. Its product is annotated as cytokinin hydroxylase-like. The transcript is spliced from 3 exons. NCBI's taxonomy places the organism in Eukaryota, Viridiplantae, Streptophyta, Magnoliopsida, Lamiales, Oleaceae. Bases 1 to 573 code for a protein of 190 amino acids. Gene Ontology annotation, molecular function: heme binding; oxidoreductase activity, acting on paired donors, with incorporation or reduction of molecular oxygen; monooxygenase activity. The record is from RefSeq and is a predicted model, not a curated record.